AUGAAUUUAAUGUCUGGGCCAGAACAGGAUGGCAUGCUAUCUUUAAUCUCACCAAAGCAGCAAUGUGUGAAUUCAGAGCAGUUGCAGAGAGGGGCUAAGUCGGACGAUGGGCUGUCUUUGAAGUUAACUCCAGAGCUAAAAUUUAAAGGUAAAAAAUUAGUAGACCUCAAUUUUGAGUUACAGUUGGAAGGUAUGAGAUCAGACUUGACUCCAGAAUCAAAUAUUCAAGGUUUAAAACCUAAAGAAUUCAAACCUGAACCACUUGAACCACAGUUGCAAAGCAUAAAGUCUCCUAAGUUGACCCCAGGGGCACCACUGCACCAGAUUAAAGGCUCAGAGUUAGCUUCAGAGCCACAGCUUUGUGUAAAAACCGUUGAGUUGAAACAAGAGCCACUGCUUGAAAGUAUGAGAUACAAUCAGUGGAUACCAGGACCUAAGUUCCAAGCUGUGAAAUCUGUAGAGUUCAACCUUAGGUCACAGUCUCAAGGUGUUAAAUUUGUAGGGUUGAAAUCUUCGACACAAUUAAGAGAUGUGAAGUCAUCUGAAUUGACUCUCGGGUCCAAAACUCAAGGUGCGAUAUACACAGAGUUCAACCUUGGGCCACGGUUGCAGAACAUGAAAACCCCUGGGGUUCUCCUAGGAACACAGCUGCAAAAAGGGAAGGUUUUGGCAUCAACCUCAGAGCCACAGCUUCAAGAUGUCAAAACUACUGAGUUCAAAAAAGAGCCACAGCUGGAAAGAAUGAGAAGUGUGAAAUCAUGUGAGCAGACUUCAAGGUCAAAGCUUUGUGAUAUAAAAUUUAUGCCAUUGAAAUCUAGGCUUUGCAUGCAUGAUAGGAAAUCUACUAAAUUGACUGCAAAACCAAAGCUUCAAGAAGUGAAACCCUUACAGUCAUCCCCAGGAACACAGCUUCAAGGUGUGAAGUUUCUGGUGCUUAUGGAAUAUCCACAGCUUCCUGGUGUGAAAUCUGGGGUAUUAAGCCAAGGGUCACAAUUACAAAGUAAUACAACUAGAGAAUUGAACUCCCCACUAUACUUGACAAGCAUGAAGUCAUCUGAAUUGACUCUUCAGACAACGCUUCAAGGUGUGAAAUCUGAGAAUUUCAACUCUAGGUCACAGUGGCAUGAUCUAAAACCUUCUAAGUUGUCACCUGAGAUAAAGUCCCAAGAUAAGACAUUUACUGAUUUAAAUCCAAGUUCACAGUUGAAAGAUAUAACAUUUUCUACACUGAUCACAGGAACAAAGAUUCAAGGUACCGAAUGUACAGAUUUCAACCUUGGGCCAUUGUUACAACAUGUGAAUUCUUCUGAAAGGACCUCAAAGACAAAGCUUCAAAAUGUAAAACAUAAAGAAAGCUGUCCCAGUCCCCAGUUGGAAGAUAGGACAUCUUCUAGGUUGAUCAUGGGUAUAAAGGUUCAAGAUGUAAAAUCUAAGAAUUUCAAGUCUGGACCACACUUGAAGGAUGUGAAAUCUUCACAAGUGAUCCCAAGGGAAAAGCUUCAAGGUGUGACAUCUACAGAACUGAAAGCUAAUCCAAAGUUAUAAGGUGAGAAAUCUUCUGAUUUGACCCUGGAGAGGAAGUUUUCAGGUAUGAAAGCAGGCCCACAGUUACAAGAUGUGAAAUGUUCUGAGUUGAUCAUGGGUAUAAAACUUCAAGAUAAAAAAUCGGAAGGGUUUGGUUCUAGAUCACACUUGCAAGGUAUGAGAUCUUCUGAAGUGAUCCCAGGGUCAAAACUUCAACAAGUGAAACCCUCUGAGGUCAACCAUGGUCUAAAGCUACAAAGUGGGAAAUCUGAUUUAAUUCAGAUGAGGAAGCUUCAAGGUGUGAAAUCUGUGGAGUUUAACCCUAGACCACAGAGACAAGAUGAGAAAUCUGAUUUGAUGCUAGAGUGCAGGCUCCAAGAUUUGAAAUCUGUUGACUUAAAACCGGUUCUGCAGUUACAAGGUGUACCAUUUUCUGAGUUAACACCAAAAACAAAGCUUCAAAGUGGAGAAUCUGUGGAUUUCCUUACCAAACCCAUGUGGCAAGACAUGAAACCUCUUGAAUUGACUCUAGGUGCAAAAACCCAAGAUGUGAAAUCUUUGGGGUUUGAGUCAGUUUCACAGUUACAAAAUAGGAAAUUGCCUAUGUUGACACCAGGAUCACACAUUCAAGGCAUGAAAUCUCUGAAAUUCAGCCCUGGGGCAAAGUUGCAAGGUGCAAAAUCUCCUGAGUCUGUAAAGCUUCAACUAAUGAAAACCACAGAGGUCAACCAUGACCUAGAGUUCCAGGUCGCAAAACCCUCUGAGUUAGCCCUGGAAUUAAAGACCUGCAAUGUGAUAUCUUCCGAGUUCAAUGCUUGGAAGCAGCGGCAAGAAGAGAAGUCUUUUAAGUUGAAACCAUGGCCAGAGCUUUAAAGUGUGAAAUUUGUGGUAUACAACCCUGGAGCACAUUUGCAACAUAUACAAUCUUCAGAAUUGUGCAAAGAGACAAAGCUCCAAGAUGUGAAAUCUAAGGAAUCCAAUCCUGAGCAACAGUGGCAAGAUGUUAAAUCCUCUGAGUUAUGCUAGGGAUCAAGGCUUCAAGGUAUGCCAUCCUUCAAGUUCAAUACUGGGCCACAAUUACAAGGUGGGAAAUCCUCUGAAUUUAAUCUAGCCCCACAGCUUCAGGGUAUAAAUGUUAGGGCAUUCAGUACUGGACCACAAUUGAAUGGUGUAAAAUCUGAGUUGAAUUCUGGAUCAGAGCCCGAGGUAUACAACCCUAGGUGUUCUGCCCUGGGCCAUCCUUUGCAAGAUGUGAAUUCUUCUGCAUUUAUUUCAAAACCAAAACUUCAGUGUGUAAAUUCUGUUGGAUGCAAAUCUGAGCCACACUUGCAAGGUAUAAACCCUUCUGAAUUAACUUCACCAAAAUUACAAUGUUCAAAUUCUAUGGGGUGCAAACCUGGGCCACCUUUGCAAGGUGUACAGUCCUUUGAAUUGACUUCAGGGACAAAAUGUCAAGGUCCAGGAUCUCAGGUGAAUCCGGGGUUCAAGAAUCAAAGUGAGACAUCUAUGCUUUUCAGUGCUGAACCACAUUUACAAGAUUUGAAAUCCGAAUUGAUUCCAGGGUCAAAGUUUCUUGCUGUAGCACCUAUGGAAUGCAACCCUGGGCCUCAGAUGAAGUGUGUAAAUUCUUUGGAGUUGGAUCCUGAGCUGAAAGUACAAUGUGCUAAUUCUAUGGGGUAUGAACUUGGGCCACCUUUGCAAGGUAUACAAUCUUUUGAGUUGACUUCAGGGGUUAAAUGUCAAGGUAUGGGAUCUUUUGAUUUGAAUCUGGGGUCAGAAGUUCUAGGUAUAAAAUCUAUUUUGUUCCACCCUGUGCAACAUUUACAAAACGUGAAACGUGAAUUGAGUCCAGGGACAAAGUUUCAAGGUAUAACAUCACAAGAAUUAAACUGUGGCCCACAGCUGCAAGGUAUGAAUUCUGGGGAGUUGCCCUCACACCUCAGGCAGCACAGUGAGAGAUCUGUGGUGUUUGCACCAAAGCCAUGUUCUCAAGAUGUGACAUCUUUGAAGUCAAACCUACAGCUACAGCCUCCAAGUACUAAUUCUUCAGGGUUUCCAUCAUGCCCAAGGUCACCAAGUGUUAAUUCUGAGGUCUUUGCACUGGAACUAUGUUUUCAAGAUACAAAAUCUGUAGAGUUGACACCAGGGUCCCCACAGCAAGGUAUGAAUUGCCAAGAGUUGACUUCAGGAUGGCAAAGUAUGAAACCAACAGUGUUGGCACUAGAGCCAACUAAGAAGUUCAUACCAGGACCCAUGUUGUGUAGUGUUAAAUUUUCAAAUUUGUCUCCAGAAUCACAGCGACAAGGUGAGAAAUCUUGAUUUACUCCAGAAGCAAAGUUGCAAAGUAUAAAACAUGUGACAUUGUCUUCAGCAUCUCUGCAACAAGAUAUGAAAUCUGUAGAGUUACUACUGGGGUCACUGCUUUCAAGAACAAAAUCUGAGGAACUAACUCCAAAGAGGAGCUAUCAAAUCACAGACUCCUUGGAGAUAAUCCCUAGGCCAUGGCAUCAAUUUGUAGAGGGUGCAGAGAUGAUCCCAACACCAAAGCUUCAAGUCCCUAAAUCUAUGAAUUUGGUGGUCCCAACACCAAAGCAUCGAGUCUCCAAAUCUGUAAAUUUGAUUUCAAUACCAAUUUAUCAUACCACAGAAAGGUUGGCACAUCAAGGCAAUGAAACAGCGGAAAAAUCUGUGGGGUUGACCCCAAAGUCAACAAGUAAAACCAUGGAAUCUUCAGGAGUGCCUGGAAGGCUAGAUCUUCAAGUCCCAGAAUCUGUUGAUCUGACUCAUGUGCUAAGGAAUCAAGGCUCUGAAUCCUUAGAAUUAACCUUAAAGAAAAUCCCAGAAACUCUCGAGUUGCUCUCUCAGUCAUGGCCUCAAGUUAAGGACUUGGGGGAAUCCUAUACAAGGCCGGUGCAGGAAGUUACAGGAUCUGAAGAGAUUACACCAGAGCCCAAGCAUCACACUACAGAAACUAUGGUGUUGACCCCCAAAGCAAGGCCAACAGAGAAGGAAUUCCUUGGCAUGACCCCAGAGCCAAUAAGUAAAACCACUGGAUAUACAGAGAACACUCCAAGGCCCUAUCCUCAAGCACUAGGAUUCGUGGAGGUGAUCUCUGAGAAAAGACUGCAAAGGGAAGAAUCAGAAGCACUGACUACAAAGUCAUUACAUCAUGUCCCAGAAUCUUCAGAGAUGACACCAAAGCUAAGAUAUCCAGUUCCUGGAUCUGUGGGUUCAAACUCUAAGCAAUGGCUUCAAAGGGAGGAAUCUUUAGAUUUGUCCCCAAGUCAAACAGGUCAAGCUACAGGACAUGCAGAAUCUGUAGAGCUCACAUCUGAGACAUGGCAGCAAGGGGAUGGACCAAUGGGGCUGACACAGUCACAGAAUCAAAGUAUGAAAUAUUCACAGAUAGCUCCAGGACUACAGGGUCAAAUUACAGAGUUUGUGAGGAUUAGUCCAAGGCCACUAGAUCAAGUCACAGGAUCUACAAAGACACAGCUUCAAGCUGCUUAACCAAUAGGAAUAACCUCAAUAGGCCCCCCAAAAGUUGCUGAAUAUGUGAAAGUGACUUCUGGACCACCACUUCAGGUUGUAAAGUCUGUAGCAUUAACACCAGGGGGAACCUCUCAAAUGGUAGACUAUGUUGAACUGACUCCAAAAGUACAAGAUGUGAGACCUUCUGAGUUUACCUCAGGGCUAUGGUUGCAAAGUGUAAAAUCAAAGGUAUUAACCACAGAGCCAACACACCAGAUUUUGGAUAUAAUGAAGCUGAUAGAAUUUCAAAUUGUAAAGACUGUGUUAAUCCCAGGGCCACCACUUCAAAUUGUAAAAUCUGAGGAAUUAGCACCACUACCCACUCAGAUUGUAGAACCAAUAGGCGUUUCCUUAGGAUCAGCUACUGAAGUAAUGGAUUGUUUGGAUUUCUUCCCAAGGCCACAUCUUCAAGAAAUGGUAGAACCUGUAGAACUAACUCUGAGGCCAAAGAAAUCUUCAGAAUCACUCUCAAAGCCAGCAUUUUCUUUGGAGGAAUCGACAGUGUUCACUCAUGAACAAGGGCUUCAGGCUGUGAAAGGAAUGGGGAUAAAAGUAGGGCCUCCUCAAAUCAUGGAAUGUGAGGAUUUGAAUCUAGUACAGGUAUAUCAGAAUAGGGAAUCUGAGGAUUUUAUGUCAAGAGAGGAGUUACAAAUAAGGAAUUAUUUCUCUAGAUUUCUACAGAACUCUUCAAACUCGCUCAUCUCAAGCUCUGUCGAAGCAUCUGAAUUAGGAAGCCUUUGUGAUCUGGAGAUGCCAGAAGUGUCAAGGGCCUUGGAUAUAAAAAUUGAGACAGAUAUUUUGCAGUCUGAAGAAUACUUUAUAUCUACUAUGAUACAAACUUCUACCCUUCCCUUGUCCCUUCACAAUCAACCCUCUGAUAAAAUAGCUAACAUUGUAGAAAUGCCACAUUUUGAGAUCCCAGGAGUGGGUGUCAUAUGUAAGAGGACUGAGAAGAAGCAGGUGGAGAAGCUAGAGAAUUCACUCCAGCACCUAUCCCAACAUCCACUGCAAAGCUGGAGAUCACCAUCUAGGGCCCUCCAGUCAGGAUCAGAAACUCAGAGCCUUAACUGGUCUGUCUUGAGCAGACAACAGAAUGUCUGGGAGAAUCACUCCUGGAGACAGUGACUACCCAGAAAAUAUCUCUCCAAGAUGCUAGUGUUAGGGAAGGUCUUGGGAACCACUAUGGAAAGGAACCUUUCUUCUCAAACAUCUGUAGUGGAAAGAGCCACUACAGAUAUCUGUCAGAUAUGUAUUCAGAAUUUAUUUGGGGUUCCUGCGGAACUGAUGGAACUUUCCAAGAGUCUGCUAGAGAACAGUCAAAGUAUUAUUUCUCAGACUUCAGUGUCCAAAAGCUAUAUUCAGAGACACUCGUAUCAUGGUCACGAACAAAGAGCCUUAAGGAUGUGGACAUGUAGCUCCAUGUCCUCCAUAAUACAGCAAUACUCUGGGGCUAGUGCAAACAUAAAGAAAAGUUGGAAGCUUAGUGAUAUAUCCCAGGAAAUCAUUCAGCACAUGCCUGUUUCAUGCACAGAGGGCCAGCCUCCUGUCCCAGGAAAUUUAGAGUCUUCCUUCAAUAUAGUUUUCACUAGGAAAGAUUCUGUUCCAAUGGAAGAGAGUGAGAACUCACAGAGUUCACAGACAAGAAUUUUUGAGUCCCAACACUGUCUCAAGCCAAGUUAUCUUCCCCAGGCCAAGGCUGACUUGUCAGAACAGUUCCAGUUGCUACAAGAUCUGCAGCUAAAAAUGGCAGCAAAACUGUUAAGGAUUCAAAUAUCCCCCAAUGUACCUCCACCUCUAACUUUAGGUCUGGUUUUAAAAUACCCUAUCUGCCUACAGUGUGGCCUAUGUGUAGGAUUUAAUUGUUGUCAUAAAUUAUAGUGCACUUUGGUGCCUUACCUUCUUAUCUACCCACAGCUCCACCUUGUAAGCACUCCUGAAGGCCACGGAGAGAUUAGGUUGCAUCUUGGCUUUAGUUUGCUAACUGGGAAAAGAUCCCAAGUCCCAAAGCAUCACAGAAGAGACAGAUCCAUCACACCAAGGAGUUCUAUAUCACCAUCACUAAGGAAAGCUAAAAUCUAUACUCGAGCUUCCAAGAGUCCUACUUCUACAAUGGAUUUCCAGUCUGUAUCUUCCCAAUCUCCUGCUCCUGUACAAGUCCACAUCAGGCAAAGACAGUAUACGUCUCCUGCCCUAGCAGGAAAGACGACAAUUGGACGGCCAGGGCACUAUGAGUUUACUCAUGUUCACUCUCUACCAGAGAGUGACUCUGAAAGUACUCAGGAUGAAAAAUGGGCUAAGGAGAACCAAAAGACCCAUAGUUCAAAAUACCCAAAGAAAAGAAUCACUACGGGACACAGAACACAAAACAUAAAAUUCUACACAAAUGGUAGAACCACAAUAUGAAGUUCUUCUCUGGAUUUACCAGUCCAGUUAAGAGGGAAGAGGAAUGGAGUAUCUCAGACAACUACUGCCUCUUCAAAAAGACAAUCAACCCAACCCAAAUUCAUUCAACUGCUUUUUCAAGGUCUAAAGCAAGCAUUCCAGACUGCAGACAGAAUUAUGGCUUUUACUGGACAGAAGCCUGAGUACAAGUCAAGGCCAGACCAUUUGCAUUCAAGCAACAACCACCAUCAAAAACAAAAAGCUAGAGAUUUCCUCAUCAGAGAUAUCAAAAGAGAGAGGAUGUCAGUUGUUAAGCUAAAGCCAACAGACAUAACCACUAAGCAGGAGAAGAUGGUAUGGGAAGAAAUACAAUACAGAUCAGCUCAACAACCAAAAAGAGUUAGCUCUUUCCAACUUAGACAUACCCAACUACCCAAGCCCAUAGUUUCCUAAAGAAGUGCUAUUGUCAUAACCACUUCAGUAGGACAGCCUGUGGUUAUUGUUCAAAAAGACAAUAGAGGUAAGAAAAACUCCUACAGAUAGAAAAUCUCUCGCCAGGAGUCCAAGAGCUCCAAAAUAGGAACCAGAAUUCAAGCCAAGGGGGAAAUUAAAUGGUUGCUUAAGAGAACCUCACACAAUCAGGUUAAAGAGAAACUCGCACCCAGAAGCAAAGCCACCAGAGCCACCACAGUCCCUCUGAGAGGAGCCUUCGAAGUUUUCUUCAGAAGAGACAUCACAGUCUCUGAGAGGAGCCUUCGAAGUCCUUCUCUAAAGAGCCAUCACGGUCCAUCUGAGAGGAGCCAUCGAAGUCCUUCCCUAAAGAGCCAUCAGAGUCCCUCUGAGAGGAGCCUUCAAAGUCCCUCUCUAAAGAGCCAUUAUGGUCCCUCUGAGAGGAGCCACCAAAGUCUUCUUCAGAAGAGACAUCAAAGUCCCUCUGAGAAGAGCCACCAAUGUCUUUCUCAGAAGAGCCAUCACCGUCCCUCUCAGAGGAGCCAUCGAAGUUCUUCUCUAAAGAGCCAUCACAGUCCCUCUGAGAGGACCCACCGAAUUCCUUCCCUAAAGAGCCAUCACAGUGCCUCUGAGAGGAGGCACCGAAGUCCUUCUCAGAGGAGCCAUCACAGUCCCUCUGAAAGGAGCCAUCAGAGUCCCUGUGAGAGAAGAUGUCAUAGUCCCUCUGAGAGGAGAUGUUGCAGUCCCUCUAAGAGGAGACAUCACAGUCCCUCUGAGAGGAGCCACCGAAGUCUUUCUCAGAAGAGCCAUCACAGUCCCUCUGAGAGAAGCAAUCGAAAUCUUCCUUGGAAGAGAUAUCACAGUCCCUAUAAGAGGAGCCACUGAAGCCUUCUUCAGAGGAGACAUCACAGUCCCUCUGAGAGGAGCCAUUGCAGUCCCUCUGAGAGGAGGCAUUGAAGUCUUCCUCAGAAGAGAUAUCACAGUCCCUCUAAGAGGAGCCACCAAAACCUUCUUCAGAAGAGCCACCACAAUCCCUCUGAAAGGAGCCAUCAGAGUCCCUGUGAUAGGAGAUGUCGCAGUCCUCUUGAGAGGGGCAGUCACAGUCUCUUGCAGAAAACUCAUCACAGUCCUUUCGAAAGAAGACAGCACAGGCCCUCUGAGAGGAGCCAUCGAAGUGUUCCUCGGAAGAGACAUCACAGUCCCUCUGAGAGGAGAGCCACCAAAAUCAUCCUCAGAAGAGCCAUCACAGUCUCUCUAAGAGUAGCCAUCGAAGUCCUUCUCUAAAGAGUCAUCAGAG
This is a messenger RNA of Neogale vison (American mink), 9184 nucleotides long. RefSeq names its product chromosome 8 C2orf16 homolog (gene SPATA31H1). NCBI's taxonomy places the organism in Eukaryota, Metazoa, Chordata, Mammalia, Carnivora, Mustelidae. The record is from RefSeq and is a predicted model, not a curated record.